Molecule: messenger RNA, 894 nt
Organism: Punica granatum (pomegranate)
Lineage: Eukaryota; Viridiplantae; Streptophyta; Magnoliopsida; Myrtales; Lythraceae
Source: RefSeq, a predicted model, not a curated record
GGUGGGGAACACCCGCUGGCAACCCCCGUCAACGGAGCACCCGCUGUCCGCUCUCUCUCUCUCUCUUCAUCUUUGUCUCUCCCGUCUCUCUCUGAAUAUUAUCACCCACACAGGUCAGCCCCAUGUAUCAUAGCAGAGAGCAGAGAUCCAGGAGGGCAGAGGCUCGUAAGAGCACUCAGAACCCCAGAUUUCCGAGCUCGUGAAAAGUCUGAGAUACAAAGGGGAAGGUUCCGACAUGUCUAAGACCGGCAAGCAGUCGCCAGCGGGGGUCGAGGACCUGGGUUUCUUCCUAGAUCGAUUAUGGGGAGAAAACCAGAUCUCUCAAGUUCUAGGUUUCUUCCCAGAACUCCCGAUCAAGAGUUCUGAGGAGAAGCCCAGAACUCUCGGUCUGGGUGAAGGUGCACCAUCGGGGAUCCCCCCACCCCCACCCCCCGAUCAAGCUGAGUCCGCCGGUGACUUGGUCGAGGGUGGGGUUGUUCGUGGCCCCAACACACCGGUGGGUUGGGUCGUCGGCAAUGGCGCCUCCUCUCCCGAUUCAGUCGAUAUAUUAACGGUAAAAAAGAGAAAAAAACAGAGGGAGAAGGAGAAGGAGAAAAGGGGCUCCGAUGAGCUUCCCAUCACGAGCUUCCGACGAUUGACAAAUAGCCGGAGACACCGACGGUCGAUCAUGAGGAGGGAGAGGGGCAGAGGAAAAGGGUGACAGAGGGAAGAGGAUAGGGUAGAAGGAGGGAGCGAAAGGAGGUUUUUAUUUUUUAUUUUUUGUAAAUUAUCUAUUUUAUUUUAAUUGAAACUGAGUGUGAGUUCUUUACUCUACAUUUGUGCCACGUGGAAUAAUAUUUGAUACCUGCGAUGCCACUUCAUAAAAAUGUUGAUGGCAUCAAUGAAAACUGACAU